GAAUGGUGGGGUGGUUGAGAUUGGCAGGGACCUCUGGAAAUAGUCUAGUCCAACCCCAGUGCUCAGUAUUACCUACAGCAGAUUACUUUGUGGCAAUGUUCAAUUGUCCUUUGAAGAUUAAUCUGUAUUUACGUCAGUAUUUUAAAUUUGUUGACAGUUUGGGUAGUGAUGGCUCAGCUCCAGCAAGGAGGCCCAGAUGAAAAAGAGAAGACCACUGCAUUAAAGGAUUUAUUGUCUAGAAUAGACUUGGAUGAACUGAUGAAAAAAGAUGAGCCACCACUUGAAUUUCCUGAUACUCUGGAAGGAUUUGAGUACAUUUUUAAUGAAAAAGGGCAAUUAAGACAUAUAAAAACUGGGGAACCAUUUGUGUUUAAUUAUCGUGAAGAUUUGCACAGAUGGAACCAAAAGCGCUAUGAAGCUCUCGGAGAGAUCAUUACUAAAUAUGUGUAUGAACUACUGCAGAAGGAAUGCCACUUGAAGAAAGUAACUCUCCCAGUUGAUGCAACUGAGAGUGAACCAAAGAGCUUUAUCUUUAUGAGUGAAGAUGCACUAAUAAAUCCUGACAAGCUCCUGGUCCUAAUUCAUGGUAAUGGUGUUGUCAGAGCCGGUCAGUGGGCUAGGAGACUUAUAAUUAAUGAAGAUCUGGACAGUGGCACACAGAUACCAUAUAUAAAGAGAGCUAUUGGAGAAGGCUAUGGAGUAAUAGUUCUGAAUCCCAAUGAGAACUAUAUUGAAGUGGAGAAGACAAAAGCCCAAAUACAACUGUCUUCUGAUUGCUCAGAUGAACCUGCAGAAAAGAGGGAAAGAAAAGAUAAAAUCCAGAAGGAAACAAAGAAGCGACGUGACUUCUACGAAAAGUAUCGAAAUCCACAAAAAGAAAAAGAAACUAUGCAGAUCUAUAUUAGAGAUAAUGGAUCUCCUGAAGAACAUGCAAUUUAUGUUUGGGACCAUUUUAUUUCCCAGUCAGCUGCAGAAAAUGUGUUUUUUGUUGCUCACAGUUAUGGUGGACUUGCCUUUGUAGAGCUGAUGAUUCAACGAGAGGCAGAAGUAAAGAAUAAGGUAACUGCUGUGGCGUUGACAGACUCAGUUCACAAUGUGUGGCAUCAAGAAGUUGGAAAAACAAUUCGAGAGUGGAUGCGAGAGAACUGCUGUAAUUGGGUGUCCAGCUCUGAGCCCCUGGACACUUCAGUGGAGUCCAUGCUGCCAGAUUGCCCCCGUGUUUCUGCAGGUACAGAACGCCAUGAACUAACUUCCUGGAAGAGUUUUCCAUCUGUUUUCAAGUUCUUCAGCGAGGCUAUAAAGGCAAAAAACAGCUUGGUGAAACCAACCCCAAUGCGGCGUUCCAACAGGAUAAAAUAUGAAGAAUUCUAAAAGGAGGGGAGACAAAAAAAAAGCCACCACCACCAUCACCAAUGUCUUUGCUUCUUGUUUUCUGCAAGGAGUCUCCCAACCCUCAUUAGAUUGUUUUCUUCCUAGAGCACAGGGUCGUGAUGUAUACAUCUAAAUAGCGUUUUGCAUUAUUUCUAGAUGAGUGCAACUGUCAAAGCAAUAUGGGUUCACUGGUUGUGCUUCCUGUGGGCUGUAACUUGGAUUUCGUACUGCUCGUCAGUGUGCAGAUUAAGGCUGACAGUGGUACUGCACAGUGCAGCAUGGUGCAGCUCUAAUUGCCCUGACGUAGCCCUGCACUAAGCUGAUGCCAGAAUUUAGCAACUUCGUUGCAGUCCUAUCGCCUGCAGGAUUUUUUGUAGCUUCCUUCUAUUUUGAGACAGAACAAAACAGGAAUUACUCUUUUUUAAAAGACAGCUCUCUAACUCAGACAUGUUAACCAGCCUAUGAUUUUACACCCAGUAGCCUUCUCUUUCUCUGGGACCAAGUGGGAUUGACUUUUAACUCUUUCAUUUUUCUGUUGGUAAGAGUAUUCAGGAAGUUUCGUCCAGAAUUCUAGGAAAGCUCCACUGUUAUAUUUUUCUCCUGCCAGAUCAAUUAUCUGUAGAUCUUCUCUUCCCUUUGAAAGCUCCAUUU
Messenger RNA from Empidonax traillii (willow flycatcher), 2022 nucleotides. RefSeq names its product family with sequence similarity 172 member A (gene ARB2A). The record is from RefSeq and is a predicted model, not a curated record. The coding region runs from base 169 to 1371 and encodes 400 amino acids. The transcript has 11 exons. Gene Ontology annotation, molecular function: siRNA binding. Gene Ontology annotation, biological process: regulatory ncRNA-mediated heterochromatin formation. Lineage: Eukaryota; Metazoa; Chordata; Aves; Passeriformes; Tyrannidae. Gene Ontology annotation, cellular component: nucleus.